AGAUCGUUGAAGUUAUCACAGUAAUGAACCAGGAAAAAACGGAGACCACGGAAAAGUAUUUGCAACGCAUCAGUGACUUGGAGAAACAGUUAGAGGAGCUACUAGGACUGGUGGAAGGCAAAACCAGUGAGAACGAGGCCCUUGUUGUACAAAUUAUGGUCCUCAAGGCAACAGAGACCUCGUUGACCAAACAAAUAGAAUCUGUAAAGCACCAGCAUGAUGAAACAGCAAAAGAUUUCAAGAAGGAGCUGGAGAAAAAAGUUCGGGAGCUUGAGUUGGAGACAACCAGAUGUAAUAGACAAGCUGAACGGAUAGACAGUCUGAUUCUGGAGAUCUCAGAGUAUGAGGCCAACGUGACUCAUUUCAAGAAAGUGAAUCAACAGAAGCAUGCAGAGCUGGAGCAGAAACUCCUACGCAUCACUCAACAGCUGCAGGACACCAUUGCACAGCUGAAGAUUGUAGAAGGGGAGAAGGCCGAACAGGUCCUGAAAGUGAUUGAAAUCCAGACUGAAAUGGUCACCAUAGUGAACAAAGGAAUCACAGAGAAAGAGUCUCUGCAAGCUGAAAUAGAAGCUCUCAAAAGACGUGUUCAGACCUGCUCAGAGGAGAAAGCAACAUUGACAGUGGACAUCAAAGAGAUGAAAAUUAAUGAGAGGAAAAUAAUGGAGCAGUGCAGUCUUCUCAAUGACACAUACUGGGAGACGCAGAGAGAGUUUGAUGCAAUUAUAACAAAAGUUGAUGAGAACUCAAGACUAGUUCUGAGAAUGAAUCUGUUAAUUUCGGAAAUUGAGAAACUACAAAGGGACUUGCCUGGAAAGACAGGGGAUUCAAGAGAGCUGGAAUAUGAGCUGGAGAGCAAAAUAGAAGAACUGGAGAAACUGGAGAAACAGCUGGGUCUUAGAAACAGAAUGGACUCCAAAAAGAUAACUACUAUAAUGACAACGAUAAUCAACAAUGGAAAGAUAGCCAUGGCACAGACCAAUGAGCAAUAUUUGGCACAGAUUGAUGCCUUAGAGAAAGAGCUGGAUGAAAUGAUUUCAAUGGUGAAGGGAGAGGAAGCUGAAAAAAUAAAACUGAUGAUGAAGGUACUAGCCCUUGAAAGUGAUAUCGCCUCAUUGGAGCGCAGAAUAGAGAAAACUAAACAGGAGGCCACCUAUAAAAUCAAAGAGAUCGAGAGACAACUUCUACAGAAGUACAUGGAGAUCAAUGCGCUGAAAGUACAAGAUAAAACACACAGUGCGAAAAUUGAAGAAUUGGAGGCUGAAGCCAGAAAACUGGAGUUGGAUUUAUCAAAGGCCAAACAGACUGCAAAUGACCAACUCGAAGAACUGGAGAGACGGCUAGAACUGAAGAAAGAAGAACUGCAACGCCAAAGUGACAAAAUGGUUGGCCUAGACAAAGAAAACGGUGAACUAGUACUGAAGCUGAUCAUUAUGGAAAAUAAAAUGAAGGAUGUGAUACUAAACAUUGAAACCUUGGAAAAUACAUCAGCCGGGAAAAUUAAAGACCUGAAAGAAAAGAUUCAAGUCAUGACAGUGGAAAAUGACGAACUGAAAAUCAGAAUAACAGAUCUGGAGAAAAGCAAACAGGAAGUGAUUGACAGCUGUACCACAGUUAAAGAGCAAUACACAGACCUGCAGAUAAAAGUGGAAGAAGACCUGAAAAAGAUGCAGGACAUUCCAGGCCUAAUUUUGAAGAUCACCAAUUUGAAUAGGGAAAUUGACGCUCUGAACAAGGCCAUAGCAAGCAAGACUGGAGAUGAGACUGAACUGAAGAAGGAGUUGGAGCAGAAAUUGAAAGAACUGGCCCAGAUAGAAGGAGCACUUGGAGGAAAGAGUCCAGCAGCUAAACAAAUCAUAGAAGUGAUUGCUAUAUUAAGGCAAAAGGGAAAUGUGAUCGCUGACAACACGGAGGAGUAUUUAGCACGCAUCACUGAACUGGAAAAUGAGCUUGAUGAGAAGAUAGAUGCCUUGCAGGACAAAGAAGGAGAGAGAAUCAAAGCUGUGCUCAAGAUGCUGGAACAUGAGGAUGAAAUCAGCCAGUUGAAGAACGUGUUGGCCAAAGCCAAAGCGGAUGCUGCACAAAAGAUUGCUGCAAUAGAAACUAAACUGAACCACAAGCGCAUAGAGAUUGACCGUUUGAAGGCUGAAGACUGUGGCAAAGGCCAGAAAGUACAACAGAUUCAAGCUUUGGAAAAAGAGGCAGCAGCUUUAGAAAUAAAGCUAACAACACUCAAACAGUCCUCACAGAAAGAAAUUGAUGACUUGAGUAAACGCCUUGAGCAGAGCGAGAAGGAGAAAGCAGACAGCGCUAAGCAACUGAUGAGUUUAGACAAAGAGAAGGCAGAUCUGAUUUUGAAGAACAUUGAGAUGCAGAAUAAAAUAGCUGCUCUCCUGGAUACCGAGAAAGACAUAAAGCAGACGGCAGCAGAUGAAAUCGCUGAUCUCAAGAAAGCACUUCAAUUGAAACAACAAGAGACUGAUGACCUGAAAGCUGAAAAUGAUGUGCUUAAAACAAGCAAACAGGAAGUGAUUGACAGCUGUACCACAGUUAAAGAGCAAUACACAGACCUGCAGAUAAAAGUGGAAGAAGACCUGAAAAAGAUGCAGGACAUUCCAGGCCUAAUUUUGAAGAUCACCAAUUUGAAUAGGGAAAUUCACGCUCUGAACAAAGCCAUAGCAAGCAAGACUGGAGAUGAGACUGAACUGAAGAAGGAGUUGGAGCAGAAAUUGAAAGAACUGGCCCAGAUAGAAGGAGCACUUGGAGGAAAGAGUCCAGCAGCUAAACAAAUCAUAGAAGUGAUUGCUAUAUUAAGGCAAAAGGGAAAUGUGAUCGCUGACAACACGGAGGAGUAUUUAGCACGCAUCACUGAACUGGAAAAUGAGCUUGAUGAGAAGAUAGAUGCCUUGCAGGACAAAGAAGGAGAGAGAAUCAAAGCUGUGCUCAAGAUGCUGGAACAUGAGGAUGAAAUCAGCCAGUUGAAGAACGUGUUGGCCAAAGCCAAAGCGGAUGCUGCACAAAAGAUUGCUGUAAUAGAAACUAAACUGAACCAGAAGCACAUAGAGAUUGACCGUUUGAAGGCUGAAGACUGUGGCAAAGGCCAGAAAGUACAACAGAUUCAAGCUUUGGAAAAAGAGGCAGCAGCUUUGGAAAUAAAACUAACAAACCUCAAACAGUCCUCACAGAAAGAAAUUGAUGACUUGAGUAAACGCCUUGAGCGGAGCGAGAAGGAGAAAGCAGACAGCGCUAAGCAACUGAUGAGCUUAGACAAAGAGAAAGCAGAUCUGAUUUUGAAAAACAUUGAGAUGCAGAAUAAAAUUGCUGCUCUCCUGGAUACAGAGAAAGGCAUAAAGCAGACGGCAGCAGAUGAAAUUGCUGAUCUCAAGAAAGAAAAUGCUAAACUCAAGGCAGAAAAUCAUGAGCUGAGAGCUAGUGUGACACAAGCCAAAGCCUGUGCUCACCUGGAAGAGCAGAAUGAAGUUCUCAAGAAUGAAAUUGCUAAAUUCAAGGCCGAAAAUGACGCACUGAGGAAUGAGUUGAAUGCAAAGGAUGGAGCCCUUAACACACUGCAGACCGAGAAAGACAAAGCUGUAGAUGACCUCAAGAAAAGAAAUAAUGAACUCAAAACCCAACAAGGGAAAACCAAAGCUUUAGAGGAAGAGAAAAAACAACUGGAAGCAUCAUUAAGGAAAAUGGAGGCUGAAAAUGAAGAGCAAAAAAGAAAAAUUGAAGAAUUCGAGAGCGCAAAAAAAGAAAAGGCUGUGCAAAUCUAUCAACCAGCCAUAGAUCCUGCCUCAGCACACCCAAAACUACAACUGGCAAAUCACAACACAGAAAUGAGACUGCUUCAGAAUCCUCAGAGCGUACCCAACCUCCCACAACGAUUUAACCAUGUGACGGGCACCUUGGCUAGCACUGGGUUUCAGGAAGGCCGACCGUACUGGGAGGUCGGAGUGGAUGGAAAACGUUGUUAUGUAUUGGGUGUGGCUAGCGAAACGGCGAUGAAGAAAGGAAGAAUAUCAUUUACCCCCAAAAAUAAGUACUGGACCCUGACCUUGCAGCGGUCUGAUGUCCUCAAUGCAAAUGACAGGCGAAGGAUUCAACUGAGGGGGGAGGGGGUUGAUAAACCAGCAAAGAUAGGGGUGAUGAUUGAUUUCAACAAAGAGGAGAUCUCGUUCUAUGAUGUAGACCAGAGAGCUCACAUGUACACCUUCAAGGAUGUUGGCACUCAGGCAAUUAAGUCAUCUAAUCCAGCUAAGCUUUUCCCGUUCAUAAGCACUUGUGAGGACACUGAUGUGGGUUCUCCCCCGAUGGUGUUCAGGGCUGUGACCUCUGCAAAAUGGCUAGAAUCCUAACAUAUUCUUGUUAACUUAGACCGCUGCUUGUA
Engraulis encrasicolus (European anchovy) is the source of this 4387-nucleotide messenger RNA. Its product is annotated as myosin-2 heavy chain-like. Gene Ontology annotation, molecular function: protein binding; ubiquitin protein ligase activity. Gene Ontology annotation, cellular component: cytoplasm. Gene Ontology annotation, biological process: protein ubiquitination. The record is from RefSeq and is a predicted model, not a curated record. The transcript is spliced from 50 exons. NCBI's taxonomy places the organism in Eukaryota, Metazoa, Chordata, Actinopteri, Clupeiformes, Engraulidae. The coding region runs from base 24 to 4355 and encodes 1443 amino acids.